AUGAACGAGCACUAAGCUGUCAGUCUCCGGUGUACAGACCCAAAUAAAGAGGGGAAGGUCCACUUAACAAUAUUAUAUGCAUUUUGAUAACUCAUAAUUUUGUUUUGUUGCAACUGGCUCAAGUGUAACGGAGAAUGGCUACUGAGGUGAAUGGCAAUUCAACUCUGUUGAAGGAAGAAGAGGAGCCCAUGGAUGUCAGUGCCACACACACACAGAACUACCAGACCCUGCUAGAUGCCGGGCUUCCUCAAAAAGUGGCAGAAAGCCUGGAUGACAUAUUUCAGACUGGGCUGGUGGCCUAUGCUGACCUGGAUGAGAGGGCCAUUGAUGCCCUAAGGGAGUUCAAUGAGGAGGGGGCCCUGGCAGUCAUUCUGCAGUUUAAGGAGAGUGACCUGUCACAUGUCCAGAACAAGAGUGCGUUUCUCUGUGGUGUGAUGAAGACAUACAGACAAAGAGAAAAACAAGGAAGCAAAGUUCAAGAAUCCACAAAGGGUCCAGAUGAGUCCAAGAUCAAGGCUCUUCUGGAGCGAACAGGAUACACUCUGGAUGUGACCACAGGACAGAGGAAGUACGGGGGACCUCCCCCAGACGAGGUGUACACUGGAACACAGCCUGGGGUCGGGACAGAGGUGUUUGUGGGUAAGAUCCCCAGAGACCUGUAUGAGGAUGAGCUUGUGCCGCUGUUUGAGAAGGCGGGGCCUAUCUGGGACCUGCGUCUGAUGAUGGACCCUCUCUCGGGUCAGAAUCGGGGCUACGCCUUCAUCACCUUCUGCAACAAGGACGCCGCACAAGAGGCUGUCAAACUCUGUGAUAAUUAUGAAAUCCGGUCAGGUAAAUACCUGGGUGUCUGCAUCUCUGUCGCAAACAAUCGACUCUUUGUUGGCUCAAUUCCAAAGAACAAGACAAGAGAGAGCAUAUUGGAAGAUUUCAGCAAAGUUACAGAGGGCCUCAUGGAGGUGAUCCUCUAUCACCAGCCUGAUGACAAGAAGAAGAACAGGGGCUUCUGCUUCCUGGAGUAUGAAGACCACAAGACUGCUGCCCAGGCCCGCCGCCGCCUGAUGAGCGGCAAGGUCAAGGUGUGGGGGAACCCGGUGACGGUGGAAUGGGCGGACCCGGUGGAGGAACCAGACCCAGGGAUCAUGGCCAGGGUGAAGGUGCUGUUUGUGAGGAACCUGGCCACCCCUGUCACAGAGGAGCUACUGGAGAAGACCUUCUCCCACUUUGGGAAGCUGGAGAGAGUCAAGAAGCUGAAGGACUAUGCCUUUGUCCACUUUGAGGAGAGAGACGCUGCUGUUAAGGCCAUGCAGGAGAUGAAUGGGAAGGAGCUGGAGGGGGAGGAGAUUGAGAUUGUACUGGCAAAGCCUCCAGACAAGAAGAAGAAGGAGCGUCAGGCCCAGAGACAGCCCCCGAGGACCUCAGGGUAUGACGACUACUACUACUACUCUCCCCCGCGCAUGCCUCCUCCCAUGAGGGGGCGUGGCCGAGGCGGGAGGGGGGGUGGGGGCUACGCCUACCCUCAGGAUUACUAUGGGUACGAGGACUACUACGACGAUUACUACAGUUACGAUUAUCAUGACUACAGAGGAAGCUAUGACGAUCCUUACUAUGGCUAUGAUGACGUCUACUCUAUAAGAGGGAGGGGGGGCAGGGUGAACCGGGGUGCUCCCCCACCACCCAGGGGCAGAGGAGCGCCUCCCCCUCGGGGCAGAGGCAGCUACGUCCAAAGGGGGUCUCCGAUGGGGGUUCCCAGGGGAGGGCGUGGAGGGGGCCGCGGGACUCCUGGAGGCCCAGCUCAGUUGCCCCGGGGUAGGGGCAUCCGAGGGGCCCGGGGUAACCGAGGGGGCAACGUAGGGGGGAAGAGGAAAGCAGACGGCUACACCCAGCCUGACUCCAAACGCCGCCAGACCGCCAACCAGCAGAACUGGGGCUCCCAACCCAUCGCCCAGCAACCACUGCAGCAGGGUGGCGACUACUCUGGUGAAGACGGAGGCACGGGUCAGGGCAUGGCGGCGCGUGAGUGAGUCACGUGAGGAACACAUCGUUUCUCUGCUGUGUUCUUCAUCAUCCCCGCCUCCCCCUCCUCCCGUACUAAGGGUGAGCCUUGUUUACCUCUUCACCGCUACACUGGAGCAGCACUGAGUGCUCCUCCUCUCCUCCUCUCUUCCUCUCCUCUUCCUCCACUCCUGAGCCUCAGCCUGCUUCACGUUUAUGUCAGACCCAGUAACAGAGGAAGUUCUGUAAAACCUGGUGUUCUUUCAGUGUCAGUGGAGAUUUUCAGUGAAAUCAGUUAAAUGGUUUCUUAAUUAUAAGAAUCAUCUGACUGUGUCUGGGAAACUGGCCAAAUCACCAGUCUGUCUCUAGACUUCAGUUGCAGAGCUCUAAUGGAACACAGUGCCUUUUCUGACAGGGUACUUUUCAAUGGUAGUAUUCAACCGUUUUCAAGAAAAAGGGGAAGCCUGUACAGGGUUGGGUUUCAUGUGAAACUGAAUAGUUUACACUUGACCUAAAUAUAUGAACCAAACAUAUGAACACCUUUGUGUAGAGAAAUUGAUGUGACAAAUAGUUUGAGACUUCCUCAAAAUAAUAGUUCAAUUCAAGUUCAGAAUCUACAUCAGCCUCUUUGUCAAUUGGAUCAGUAUGGUCUGAAAUAAAGGUCUUGCACCAUAACACGUCAUCUAGAUGUGCCUUGAAGCCCACAGCCCUGGAGGCAAGUGAAUCACAUUCACACCCUCGUCUUUAUAGGAAUUAACCUUUUCAGAUGGAAUUAAUCUAAAAUGUGAAAUGAAAUGGGGCUCAUGCUUGACCUUCUUUACCCCCUUUCCUGUGGGUGGGGAAGCUUGGGGGGCAAUGUGUGUUUGGCAUGUUGAUCAACUCAAUCGAGAAAUGUAGUUCUCUGCUAAUUCUCAUCCCUUUCUACAGUACCAGAGUGCCCUGAGGUAAUUUCUUAUUCCAGCUAUAUUCAGCAUCUCCAUAUUCAUUAGCUAUGACCCUUCUCUGAUUUGAAGUCAAAUAAAUAUUUUAUGUAACCAAGAUAACAUGCCCUGUGGCAGUUUCUUGACAACCCUGACAGCUCAACACUUUCCCAUUGACGUUCAUAAAGUUGAUUAUUCAUCCAUUUGCCAGUUCUGUUGUAUCUUAUUGCAGUGUAUUACAGUAACAUAAUUCCUUAAACAAGGCAGUGUUUUUAAACUUGAUGUAUUGUUAAAGAGACUGGUGUAAGGAAAUACAUUCUUGCCAUGUCAAUAUUGCUUACCUAGUUUAGAAUCUAUCAUUAUAACUCAACUAUACCAACUAAACUGAAUAUGUCAGAAGCAAUAAGCAGUAAUGAGAGGUUCAGCAAUCAAGAAAUGCAGAAGUACUCCUCUACCUAAGAACAUUUUCUGAUCUCUGAUGUCUUUCUCAAAAAAAAAAAAAAAGAACACUUCAGAUGGCUUCCUAAGCAAGGGACGUAAGUACUUCCUUAUAUUAACUCCUUCCUCUUGUCAUUUAACUUUAUCUACCAAUCAGGAAGUGCGUGUGUGAUGGAGGGCCCCCGACCCAGCCUUCUCACCACUCUGUGGGGCUUCAGAGCCUGUGCUGAGGAUGUCUGGGGUAAGGAAGGUGGAAGACGCAAUGGAUGGAUUUCUUUUAGAUCCAAAAGCCUCUCUUCUUCUGUCGCUGUCCUCUUCUCCUCUCCCCUAAUCCAGGUGUCAGUCUUGAUACUCGUGGGAAUCAGUUGCUGAAAGCAGGCGGCAAACUCUGGGCUUAGGUAAGGAAGACCCCAUCAGACACAAUAUAGGUUUACGCAACUGGUGGGAAAGAAACUUUCUCCUACCUUAGAGAAAGAAAACAAACUUUUAAGACUCGCCUACAAGUUACAUCUGUGGUCCCUGAUGUAGUUGUACCUACAGUACAGUAGUACCAUAAAACACCCAUCUCCAAAUUGUAUAUAUUACAAUUUCAAGCCAUUAUGCCAAAGUGCUUUGAUAGUUGAGCAUUCACAAUGCAGUGUUUUAGAGAGUUUUAAUUGGUGCAGUAUAGCGCAUCAUGAAAUGACAAUGCUGGACCACUGACACCUAACCAUCUGUCAAAAGCUAUGGUGUUCUGAAGUGUAGUGACACCAAUAUUAAUGGCUUUGAUUCCACCCUGGUGCAUUUUGUCUCUCUUUCCCAUUAGAAAUUGUCUAAUUUCUUUUUGUUCAGGAUCAUUCAACUUGUCUCAAUAUAAUCGUUUUGCUGCCCCAGAAAUAAUUUCCCUGCGUAAUAAUAAGGCUUAGCUGCUUGGACACUUCUAGUUAUACACAGAGUACAAGGAAACAUUUAACAAAAUUCUGUCAUGCCACAUUUAUAGUCCCAUUAAUAUUGUAAACCCCAGAGGCAUUUUAGUUUUGAAGAUGUUUCCUGAAAACAUCUUCACAUCUUGUUUCAUUUUGAAAAGUCAUGCAUGGAAUAUGAGCAGGAAUUGACGAUCCCUGUCCCUGUCUUGAUCAGCUGUAAUCUGGACCUCAGAAUUAAUUUGAGUUAUGACUCACUCGGUUUGCUUGAGUUAAGCUGAAAUUAAUAAAAGCUCUGUAAAUGUAGAUGAUGAAUGCAGAGACAGGCAGAAACGGAGCUGCAUCAGUUCUAGACUGCUGCAAAGCUGUGACAUAUCAUUUACUUCAGCUGGAGGGAUAUUCACUCUGCCCCAUUCUCUUAGUUUAAAAAAACCCCACUAUUGAGUACAUUUCUAUGCGAUCAGUCUGAGUUAGAUCAAAUUAAAGUCUUAAUACUUAGCUUUACUUAGGUCCUUAAGGACUAACACCAAGUUUAUUGCUUUGAUACUGGCUUAUGGAUCUUAUGGAUCUUAUGGAUAAUGUUAGUCCUGAUCAAGCUGUGUUCUGCUGUAGCUCAAGUACUUGAAAUAAUUCAUAAAACCAUGGGUGCUCAAGCUAGAUUGUACUAAUAUUCAUGAAUAAAAAUAAACCAGUUGAAUGAA
Molecule: messenger RNA, 4953 nt
Organism: Osmerus eperlanus (European smelt)
Lineage: Eukaryota; Metazoa; Chordata; Actinopteri; Osmeriformes; Osmeridae
Product: heterogeneous nuclear ribonucleoprotein R
Exons: 12
Coding region: 135-2021 (628 amino acids)
Cellular component (GO): ribonucleoprotein complex; nucleus
Molecular function (GO): mRNA binding
Source: RefSeq, a predicted model, not a curated record